AUGGGGAAAAUGUUGCAUGGCUUUGGCUUAGUUGCUUAUGCUCUUCUGCUAGUUCUAUGCCUUCAUGAAGACCAAUUACAUUGCUAUGCAAAAGUACUUGCGACCAGCUGUGACUUGUUUCAUGGGAGUUGGGUUCUUGAUAAAAGCUAUCCACUCUACGACAUCUCCAGCUGCCCUUUCAUUGAAAAAGAGUUUGACUGCCAAAACAAUGGACGGCCAGACGAUCAGUAUCUCAAAUAUAGAUGGAAGCCUAACGCUUGUGCAUUGCCAAGAUUCAAUGGUCGGGACCUGUUGAAGAGGUUAAAGGGGAAGAAGAUACUAUUCGUAGGGGACUCUCUAAGCCUCAACCAAUGGCAAUCACUAACAUGCAUGUUGCAUGCUGCAGCGCCCCAACCCAACUAUGCCUUAACAAGGAAAGCCGACAUCUCUGCGUUUUCUUGGCCCGAUUAUGAAGUUUCAAUUAUGUUAUCUCGCAAUGCAUUUCUGGUGGACCUAGUGGAUACAAAGGAAGGCAGGGUUCUAAAGCUGGACUCUAUUGAAAACGGCAACACAUGGAAAGGAUACGAUAUGCUUAUCUUCAAUACUUGGCAUUGGUGGCUCCACAAAGGAAGCAAACAACCAUGGGACUACAUAGAAGCAGGAGGUAAGAUAGUGAAGGAUAUGGAUCGUUUGGAUGCUUUUAGGAAGGGAUUAACUACUUGGUCUAAGUGGGUGGACUCUAAUGUUGAUGCUGCCAACACCAAAGUUUUCUUUCAAGGCAUUUCUCCAACCCAUUACAUAGGAAAAGAAUGGGACGAGUCAGAGUCAGCAACUUGCAAAGGACAAAAUCAACCUGUAAGUGGUUCAAAAUACCCAGGAGGAUCACCAGCGGCAGCAGCUGUGGUCAACCAAGUGUUGACUGCCAUGUCAUCCCCAGUAACUUUGCUGGACAUAACAUUGCUAUCGGAACUGAGGAAAGAUGGGCACCCAUCUGCAUAUGGUUUGGGUGGGGAUAAAGGAAACGAUUGCAGUCACUGGUGCCUUGCUGGUGUACCUGACACCUGGAAUGAACUUUUGUACGCAAGUCUUGUGGCUACUGGCUGA
Prunus armeniaca (apricot) is the source of this 1083-nucleotide messenger RNA. The record is from the annotation of a GenBank genome assembly. NCBI's taxonomy places the organism in Eukaryota, Viridiplantae, Streptophyta, Magnoliopsida, Rosales, Rosaceae.